GAACAAAAGAUAAUGACAUUGAAGACAAACGAGUAACAACACAGUACAAAAUGAACUGCCGAAAAUUACUUUUACAGUUUUGUUUGAUUAUGUAUUCAGUUUUACCGUCAAACGCAGAAGUACGCGGGAAUAAUUUGCCAUGUGAGUAUAGUUUCCAUGUAUGGUACCCGGAUGAGGACAUCAGACAAAAAGUGAAGGAUGUCAGUUAUAAGGUAAGCAAUAUGACAGGAUACAUUGACAGGGAGUUUCUUACAAUGAAGGCUACAGCUUUGGAAGAAUUAAAACAAUGUCAAAACUGGACCAUUCAUCUAGAACGGCAAAUUACAGAUUUAAAAUUUAAAACAUUGAAAGGCAGGAUUAUUGAAAGAGACACAUCGAACAGUAUUACUGAUGUUGAAAGAGAUAUGCUAGAUCUUAAAAAGAAAGUCAGUCAUUUGAAAAAUAACUAUCAAAGGAUGCAUAGAAGUUUUCAAUCUUUAAAUAAUGGAAAUACGAGAAAAGCACAACCUAUAAGCCAUCGUGAAAUAAAUAUGCUUGAUUUAUUAAAAAAUACUGUUCGAGAUUUGAAAGCCGAAUGGGUUGUAGUGAAACGUGACGUCAUAGAACUACAAACAGAACACAGGAAUAUCAAAAUGGGCCAAAAUAAAUACAGUAACCAUUCUUUUCAUAUUUCGGAAACCAUCCAAUUACUAACAUCGAAAUUAUCUAUCUUAGAAGCGAAAAACGACAAUUUAACUGAUGUGGUAAAAUCACAAUCAAAUAAGAAUGAUAAUGUACACGAUCGCAUACAGAAGCUGGAAACUUACGAUGAGGACUAUACAGUAAAUAUAGACAACAUAAAAACCGAUCUUAAAAAUUCAGAAGAUAAAAUAAAAUCUAUUGAUAAAGAUCUUGGAUUGUUAAAGGACGAUAAUGCAUAUAUGAAGACGUUAGUAAUUGCGUCUUUGAAGUCCCCGGAUGUUAACCAUGACGGCACGAAAGAAAAUAAGCGAAGAGUGAUCACUACUAUACCCAAGGACUGCCAAGAUGUAAAUGAAAUGGGCUAUGAUGUAAGUGGUGUGUACCAGAUUAAACCAGAAGCAGCAGUGGAACCAGAUAAUAUUUACUGUGAAUUUCUAAACGGAUCAGCAUACACUGUUAUUCAACGUCGCACUGACGGUCUACUUAGCUUUAACAGGCAGUGGAUCGAAUAUAAAUUCGGUUUUGGAAAUCUGUACGGCAGCCACUGGGUUGGAAACGAAUGGAUUCAUUUCCUUACAAAUCAGGAUGAAUAUACGCUACGAAUUGAUAUGUGGGACUGGGAAGGAAAGAAGUACUUUUCUGAAUAUAGAAUCUUUUCAAUUGGAAGCCAGGAUGUCGAUUAUCAGAUCCACGUGGGUAGUUACACAGGUAAUGCCGGGGAUUCUCUCAGUUUCCACGAUAACAUGAAGUUUAGUACUGAGGAUAUGGAUAAUGAUCGCAAUGUCCGUCAUUGCGCGGCUGAAAACAAAUCUGGAUGGUGGUUCAAUAACUGCUACUAUAGUAAUCUAAAUGGCGUGUACCACGUGGGAUUUUAUUCUCACUCGCAGUACAGUGAUGGUAUUGUGUGGUUUACACUGAAAGAAAGCGAUAAGUAUUCACUUCGAAAGGUGGAAAUGAAGCUUAGGCGAAAUACAAAUUAAACUUUUACAAUUAAUAUACGUUUUCAAUGUUAACACAACAAUUUGGAAUCUGAUACUUUUUAUGCUAAAGAGAACAUAUAAAAACGAAAAGAAAAAAAACCUUCCUUGCUGUUUUGAAAGAAGUCAUUCUUUUUUAUUGUUAGGCUUUAUCUUCAUUUAUCACAUGUUUGUUACGAAUACGUUAGGUUUUGUAUAUGUAAUAACCUCAAAAAAGAGUAUAUUGGUUAU
Messenger RNA from Mytilus trossulus (common blue mussel), 1889 nucleotides. Its product is annotated as techylectin-5A-like. The transcript has 2 exons. The record is from RefSeq and is a predicted model, not a curated record. NCBI's taxonomy places the organism in Eukaryota, Metazoa, Mollusca, Bivalvia, Mytilida, Mytilidae. The coding region runs from base 51 to 1661 and encodes 536 amino acids.